Varanus komodoensis (Komodo dragon) is the source of this 4208-nucleotide messenger RNA. It is a transcript of the gene NUMB, whose product is annotated as NUMB endocytic adaptor protein. The record is from RefSeq and is a predicted model, not a curated record. Gene Ontology annotation, molecular function: cadherin binding. The transcript is spliced from 11 exons. Lineage: Eukaryota; Metazoa; Chordata; Lepidosauria; Squamata; Varanidae. The coding region runs from base 341 to 2314 and encodes 657 amino acids.
AUUUUUCUUAGCUGACGACGGGUGCACUUCACAGAUGAGAGUAGGGCAUCAAGAUCUUCAUAAAACUUAUCCUUUUCUUCAUCCAGAUUCAUCACUGUGGGUGCGUGGGCACUGAUUAGUGUGGCUUGCUUUCCUCUCGGUAGUGGGAGAUGCAGGGUCAUAAGUCGGUCGUUCACGCCCUUGCGAAGACUGGCAAGUGUGUGGACAAGAUGAUUCUUAACCGCAAAGCCAACUCCAGAUUCACGACAUUCAUCACUGCUGCGUCCACACCAAAAGAAUGUGUAACCGCCUCCUAUUUCUGUCAGCUGACUUUCGUUGGCUAGGGCACAAACAUUGAGCAAUGAAUAAAUUACGGCAGAGUUUUAGGAGAAAGAAAGAUGUCUAUGUCCCUGAAGCCAGUAGGCCACACCAGUGGCAGACAGAUGAAGAAGGGGUUCGGACUGGGAAAUGCAGCUUUGCUGUUAAGUAUCUGGGACAUGUGGAAGUAGAUGAAUCAAGAGGAAUGCAUAUAUGUGAAGAUGCUGUGAAGAGGCUGAAAGCUGAAAGGAAGUUCUUCAAAGGCUUCUUUGGAAAAAGCGGAAAGAAAGCGGUUAAAGCAGUCCUGUGGGUUUCAGCAGAUGGACUUAGAGUUGUUGAUGAAAAAACAAAGGACCUUAUAGUUGAUCAGACAAUAGAGAAAGUUUCCUUCUGUGCUCCAGAUAGAAAUUUUGACAGGGCAUUUUCUUACAUCUGUCGGGAUGGCACGACACGGCGCUGGAUAUGCCAUUGCUUUAUGGCUGUGAAGGACACGGGGGAGAGGCUGAGUCAUGCAGUUGGCUGUGCGUUUGCAGCCUGUUUGGAACGAAAGCAAAAGAGAGAGAAGGAGUGCGGGGUGACUGCCACCUUUGAUGCUAGCAGAACCACAUUCACGAGAGAGGGAUCUUUCAGAGUUACUACAGCAACUGAACAAGCAGAAAGAGAAGAAGUAAUGAGACAGUUACAAGACACAAAAGUUGAAACAGAUGUGAAAACAACCACUUCAAGUGUUGUAUCUGGCACUUCAGUCCCAUCUCCAAGUUCCCCAACCUCUCCUACUUCUGAAGCUGUAACUUCUGUUGACAAAGAGUCAAAUAACCCUCAUGCUAUCCCACGAAGACAUGCUCCUAUAGAGCAACUUGCUAGACAAGGCUCCUUCAGAGGUUUCCCAGCUCUUAGCCAGAAGAUGUCCCCAUUUAAACGCCAGCUCUCUCUGCGGAUAAAUGAGUUGCCUUCAACAGUGCAAAGAAAGACUGACUUCCCCAUGAAAAACUCAGUUCCUGAAAUUGAAGGAGAAGUGGAUAGCAUUAGUGCCCUGUGCUCCCAGAUUACGAAUGCAUUUAGUACACCAUCUGAGGACCCUUUCACUUCUGCCCCAAUGACAAAACCAGUCACUACGGUUGCGCCACAAUCUCCUGCUUUUCAAGUUAAUGGCACUGCCUCUGCCUUCAGUGUGCUUGCUGCUAAAUCAACUCAAAGUACUGUAACACCCACAGCAAUGCCAGUUCGUGAAACCAAUCCUUGGGCUCAUGCCCCUGUUGCUCCAGCUGCUGCUAAAACUGGAGCUGCAGCCUCUCUUUCUGGUGCUGAAUGGAGUGAUAACUCGGGAGCUGCUUCACCAAGUAUGUUCCAGGCAAACCACAGACGUACUCCCUCGGAAGCAGACCGCUGGCUGGAAGAGGUAUCCAAAACAAUCCGGUCACAACAACCACAACCACAGCCGCAGCCUCCAGCCCCCCAGCCGCUUCUCCAGCCUGCUGCUGGAGUUUCUCAGGCAGCAGCAGCUUUCCCAGCAAACACCUUUAUUGCACCUCAGCCUGUGCCUGUUGGUGUGGUGCAGCCCAUGCAACCGACUUUUAUCCCAGCUCAACAGUACGCUGUAGCAAAUGGAAUGCCCUACUCAGCUCCCAGCGUACCAGUGGUUGGGAUCACCCCUUCCCAGAUGGUAGCUAAUGUCUUUGGCACUGCAAGUCACACUCAAGUUUCCCACUCUCAUCAGUCACCCAGUCUUAUAAAGCAACAGACUUUUCCUCAGUAUGAAAGUAACAGUGCUACUGCCAGCCCUUUCUUUAAACCUCCAGCCCAGCAGCUCAAUGGCUCAGCUGCUUUCAAUGGUGUGGACCCAGCCAAAUGGCCUGCAGAGGACAAGCAUGUACUGCCGCCUGCAGCUGCUCAGCAGGUUGAUCCCUUUGAAGCACAGUGGGCAGCACUGGAAAGCAAAUCGAAGCAGCGCACCAACCCAUCUCCAACUAAUCCUUUCUCGAGUGAGUUGCAGAAGACCUUUGAGAUUGAACUCUGAGCAGCCCUGUGGCUCAUACUUUGUCUAUGUGUAUGUGUGUUGAGCUUGGACAUAAGGGGAUACAGCAGGGAUUUCCAAGCAGCAUUCUCUAGUUGCCAAUGUCCCUUGACAUCUGAGUGGGCAUACAGGGAGGGAACAAUCAGGAAGAGGGGGAGUGGCUUCCGUUCCUGGCCAUGAAACAACUGGGAAAUAAUCCAGGAAAUGUACCUGCACCACUGGCUUUCCUGCUUGGGAAGCUGAAUGAUAAAGGAAACCUCAGAAGGGCUGAAGAUGGGAACUGAGCCCUGAAGCCCUAUCUCUACAAGAACUUCAGAAGACCUCAUAAGAUGAAAAGCAAAUGACUCACCACUAUCUCUUCUAGAGUGUAUCUACCUUCCUGUGGGUGACCUAUUUCCCUGAGGGGAAGAGAGGAGUAGCAAGAAUAGAGGCACAGUGAUGAAUGGGCUGAAGGGGAGAGCAUGAAAGCUGCUCGGUGUAUGCUGUCAGUGGAAAAGGAUGAGCUUCCAUUUUGAGUAACACAGUGAUUAUUAUAUAUAAAAUAAAGCCAAAAUCUUUAUUUUUAUGCAUUUUAGAUUAUUUUAAAUAGUUCUAGAUAUUAAAAGCGGUUGAGUUGUAAGUAAUCUUGCCAAAGUUAUAAAGGAGGGGGGUUGGAUGUAAAAUUGUACAUAAGAUUGAUUUAUCACUGAUUUUGAUUAUCAGUAAUAUGGGAGUAGGGUGAGGAGCAGAGUUCCUGGCUUGUUCUUGUAUGUUCAUUGUAAGUAGCAUAUUGCAACUACAAUCAUGAAUCAUGACCAAUAAAAAAGAAUCACUAUAGAGUAGUUUAAGAGCAGUAUUGUCUUGGUUUGGGAAAAAAAUCUUUUUUAAAGGAAAUCAAACUAGAUUAUAUUAGAGUACCUAUAGGUUAUUUCAUGUACUCCUGCAGCUUCCUUGUCUUAAAUCUGUUUUAAUACUACUGUGACAACUUAACUGUUAUCAUAUCUACAAUCAGGUUUAUUUGGGAAUCCAUUUUAUGUGCAUUGAAUAGAUUUUAGAGUUUUGUUUUGUUUUUUUAAAUAAAGCUCCCUCCCGCCAUUGUUCAGUGUGAAAGCUUGUGGCUAGACUGCAGCUAUUCCAUGUUCUUCCCCGGCAGAUCAUGAAAUCCAUCUCAUUUUUAAUUUUACACUUAAAACUUGGCCUUACAAGCAAAUGUAAGUUAUAUAUUUGUACUGAUGAUUUAUAAUCUGCUUUAACAGAAAUAAAUGUUGGUAAUAGAUGAUACAGCUUUCUCAGCAGGCUUCCUUGUACUUUUCCUACAUCUUCUACUCUUCAAACUGGGGUUCAGCUGAUAAAUACCUGGCCUACCAAAAUUAGUGUAGAUGUGUGUUGCCAUUUCUAUUUUUGUAAGAUAACUUAAACUAGGAACACUUGUGUCUUCUGGAAGCACAAAUUAACCUUGCUUUAACUGGAGUUCUGAAGUGGUCCAGUAAAUGCUGAUUAUUUUCCCCUCAAGAGUUUAAGUGACUAUGCUCCUAUUAGCUAGUCAGAUGAAGCCGAGGACAAAGGCUGUACAUGAACCCUGUCACCUGGGAUAAAACUCCAGUGCACCUUCUGUCACUUUCCUUUACUGGUCAAUGAAAUGGUUUUAAAAAAUCAGCGGUCUCUGCUAGAGAAAGCUACCAGUCACAAUCAGGUGUAUCUUUAAAAGAUCUCUGAAAAUCCUGGACUAGUAUGACAUGCCUAAAACUGGUGUAACUUACUGUAUGCUACCAAUUCCAGUGUUCCUGAAAUGAGCUGUCUUUGUAUUUUGGAAGGAGAAAGUACUUGUAUAAUCUGUCUGCCAUGCAAAACAAGGGUUCAGUGGAAAGUUUCAGUUGUUGUGCUAAAUGCUGCAGUAUUAAAAACAUUACACUAGGAA